AUGAUCGGCCUCAGUGCAACAGUAAACAAUGGACAUGAAAUACAAAAAUGGUUGAAACAUAUUGAACAUCGUCGUUAUGAAUUGAAACAAGCAUCAUCGGUUCGUCGCGUUCGAUUGAUCAUAUCUCAUAAACGAUUCACGGAUUUACAUAAGUAUCUCUAUUUCAAUCAACAAUUACAAUCAAUUCAUCCAAUCGGUCUCAUGGACAGUGAACAAUUAAUGAAAAACGGUUCUCUUCCAAAUGAUUUCAUCUUAUCACCCAAGGAAACUUUGGCAUUGUACGAUGCCAUGAACAAUGACAUGAAUCACAAUCAUAUUCCAUUAAUGAAACAAUAUGCUCGUAAUAUACCAUCACUCGAAAACUAUUUUCAUGAUGAUUGGAUCAUUGAACGCGAAAAAUUCGAUGGUUACAGCAAGCUUGUAUGUCAACAGUUUAAUAGAAUGAUACAAGAUAAGAAUGAUACAAUGAUAAGUUUGAUCAAGAAUCAAUUAGCAGCCGAUCUCGUCAACAAAGACUAUCCUCAAUCGAUCGAGUUGCGUAAUUUAAUAAUCGAUUUUGUUUUAACAUUGCAAAAAAACAAUCAGUUACCAUGUAUUGUUUUUACUGAUUCACGGCAUUUAUGUGAAAACAUGGCCGAAUUUGUCGGUCAUCAUCUUAAGAACCAAGAAACAAAAAUUCGUCAAUCAGAAGGUUAUCAAGAAAAAAUCGAAAAAAUUAAAGAAAAACAACGUAACUUCGAAAGAGCAAAAAAUUUUUACGAAGAUAAGUUAAUGAAGAAAAAAAAAGAUACUACGAACAUGAUACAUUCUGAUUUACAAUUAUCCGCCAUCGAACAACGAACACUAGAAGGUAUUUUACCUGAAUGUACGCUAAUUACGAGAGCACCAUCGGAAACCGAAAAACAUUUCUUAGAACGAAUUAAUGACCAGAUAAAUCCCGAACUUCUAGAGUAUAUGCAACGUGGUGUAGCUUAUCAUCAUGCUGGAGUGAAUAAAUCUCAACGUACAGCCAUUGAAGCAUUAUUUCGUAGUGGUUACCUCAAAAUCGUUUUCUCCACGGCAACAUUAGCAAGUGGCAUACAUAUGCCAUGUAAAACAGUGGCAUUCGUUAAUGAUUCUAUAUGGCUUGGUGCAUUGUCCUAUAGACAAGCGUCAGGACGUGCAGGCAGAAGAGGUUUUGAUCUACAAGUAUUAUUACCAGCGAAAAAUCACAUCUUACCGGCAUUUCGUAUACGUCUAGAUAAUUAUAAUGACCUUGUUCUAUUUGUUUAUGAACAAUAUUUUCAUAGUGUCAUUUAUGACUUACGCAGACAGUUUUCACAUGUCGAACAACGUCUACCAUUAACGAAUAUUAAUUUCAAAACAUUCGAUGUUUAUGAUAAUGGUACAUUUGAAUAUCAAUUAAAUCACCAUUAUACUUGGCAAGAGAAAACAUUCAUAUCACCAUUUGCUGGUGUAUCAGGCAUUGAAAAUGAUGAUUUUCUAAACAAUUACAAUUCUUUGUCAUAUGAUUUAGCUUAUGAUUUAGAUCUCUCACCACAAACGAUACCAUUUUUUCAAAUUGAUGAUACCUAUCGGUGCAAUAGUUAUGCAUAUGAUUUCUAUAAUCAUAAAAAUUGGCAACAGCAGGUACAUCGUGUUUCACAUUUUUAA
Rotaria sordida is the source of this 1653-nucleotide messenger RNA. Lineage: Eukaryota; Metazoa; Rotifera; Eurotatoria; Philodinida; Philodinidae. The record is from the annotation of a GenBank genome assembly.